Messenger RNA from Falco peregrinus (peregrine falcon), 643 nucleotides. It is a transcript of the gene MTFP1, whose product is annotated as mitochondrial fission process 1. The record is from RefSeq and is a predicted model, not a curated record. The coding region runs from base 80 to 499 and encodes 139 amino acids. The transcript is spliced from 4 exons. Gene Ontology annotation, cellular component: mitochondrion. Gene Ontology annotation, biological process: mitochondrial fission. NCBI's taxonomy places the organism in Eukaryota, Metazoa, Chordata, Aves, Falconiformes, Falconidae.
GUCGCCGUCUCGCCGCGCCGGGGGGGCGGGGCCUGGUGACGCGGGCGGGGAGGGGCGGGGCGUGCGGCGGGAGCGCGCCAUGGGGGCGGCGGAGCCUGACCGCUACCGGGACACGUGGGUCCGCUACCUGGGUUAUGCCAACGAGGUGGGCGAGUCCUUCCGCCCGCUGGUGCCGUUGCAGGUGGUGUGGGCCAGCUACGGUGUGGCCACCGCCUACGUGACCGCUGAUGCCAUCGACAAGGGCCAGAAAGCUGCCACUAGCCUGGCCUCAGUGGCCAUCCCUGGCUUCACCAUCAACCGCCUCUGUGCCGCCUCGCUGGCCCUGCUGGGCACCCUCACCCGCUGGCCACUGCCUGUGCGCCGGUGGACCACCACUGCCCUGGGGCUGGGCGCCAUCCCCCUCAUCAUCACCCCCAUCGACAGGACUGUGGAUUUCCUGAUGGACUCCAGCCUCCGCAAGCUCUAUGGGGCACCAGGAGAGCCCCCGGCGCCACACUGAGCCCCCCUGGUCUGGGGAAACUGAGGCAACACUGCUGAUCUUGGGGUGCUGUGACCCACCUACUGUGAACCCUUGCUCCAGCGAUGGCCUGGGAGCUGCCCCCCCUGUCCCAUGGCUGGUCCUAAUAAACCAUUUCAACCCUGA